CCGGUCCCGACGCUCUUUCUCACGAGAUCACGAAUGCAGCGCGGCUGACGCGCGGCGUCACGUGACUCAAUAUUUUUGCUCCUUUCGCCGGGUGCUCGUGGAAGCGAAACCCCUGCCUGCCGAAGCGUCUUGUCAAACCUCACGGCUUUAUCCGAAAAAUGACUAUGUAGGAACAACGACAUCAGUCGUUCACGCGUCUGACUUUCCAGUUAAGGUUAAUUUGAGAAAUUACAACGUUGAAUCUACUGAAUAAGACCUAGCUAGCAAACUAGCAGUCAGCAUCACUGUAGUGUCGACUAUGGCGGCAGUUGACAGCUUUCAGUUUUUGUACAGGGAAAUUUCUCGGUCAUGCAGUUCUUAUUUUGAGACCCUGGCCCUGGUCGGUGCGCUGUACACGGCCAGCAGGGCAGUGAUCCUGCUGAGGGACUGCUGCACGCUGGUCAGGGUGCAUUUCCUGCCCAGAAUGAUCCCGAGCAAGAAGCUGAGCCAAAGAUAUGGUGACUGGGCUGUCAUUUAUGGAGCAUCGGAGCCUGUGGCCAAAGCGUAUGCAGAGGAGCUGGCCAGGCACGGCAUCAGCAUUAUCUUUGUCACUCAGGACCACACUUUUGUUAGAGACACCGCCGUAUCUCUCUCCCAAAGCUACGGAGUGGAAACUGUUGUUGUCCCAGCCGACUUCUCUCUGGACCAGGCAGCCAGCAAGCCCAUUAAAGAAGCCUUGAGGGGUAAAGAUAUCGGCUUCCUGGUGAACUGUGUGGAUGAGUCUUUGACUUGCCCCCAGAGCCUGAUUGAAAUGCCCGAGCAGAGCCUGUUGGACUCUGUGAAUAAGAACGUCGCGGUCGCUACUCUGAUGGCCCGGUUGGUGCUGCCAGGGAUGAUAGAGCGUAGCAGAGGUGCUGUGGUCAAUAUAUCAUCGGCCGCCUGCUGCAGACCUCUGCCUGGAAGAGUGACACUCACGGCCUCCACUGGCUAUUUGGAUCAGUUCUCAAGAGCUCUUCACCUUGAGUACAGCGGCAAAGGGAUCUUUGUUCAAAGUCUGAUUCCUUUCCAAAUAGCCUCAAGCGGGCAACAACCAUCAACAUCCACAUCAGCAUCAUCAAGAGAAGGCUGGUUCGUGCCUAAACCAGACGUGUAUGCUUGCCACGCCAUCUCCACCCUGGGCGUCUCUAACAGGACCACCGGCUACUGGCCUCAUACACUGCAGUAUGGAUUGAUGAGGUGUAUUCCAGAGUGGAUUUGGGUUCUCAGAUCACAUGUGCUCACCAGUUCAAGCUAAGAGCUCACUUUCCCUCUCUUCACAACGACUUAACCUGGUUACUGGUUAUCUUCUUGUUACUGGAGUCAUUAGUAGAGGUUUAUUUUAGUUUCUUCUGCAAUUAGCAAAGACUAGUUCUGUUUUGAUAACUCCCAGGCAUUAUUGUGGAAUGUAGUUAUCAGGAUUCUUGCCUAUCGAUGUGGUAUCAAUUUUUUUAGGAUAUCUGCAGUGGAAUUUGGAAGUAAUGAGUGAAUAUACACACAUUACUCCUUUUAGUCCUGGACUAUAAUCUGACAAAUUCCUAAAUUUACAAUAGAAACCAGACAACCUGAUAAUAAAUGUCUCCACAGUGCACACACAUGAGGCUGGAAACUGGGUUUGACUUUUAGUCCUGGUUGUGAACUUUGAUUCAAUUCUCCGAUUAAUAUAAGAGCAUAAUACUCUGACAUAAUUUGGUUUGGUGCCUGGACCUUUAUAGAAUGACCCUCCGUUAAGUUUGAACCCACUGGACUGUUGGAUAAGAGAUUAUUUCAAAUGCCAAAUCUAAUUGUACAAUUACUUUAUUUUUCUUUGUAUUCCAAAAAGUUGCACAUUGAGACGCUUCUAUAAUUAUAAAAUAUUAAAAUAUAGAAGUGCAUUGGAGCUCAAAAGCCCCAAGUCAAACGUUACAUAAAAAAGACAAAGUCAGAAGAAAGCAGUAAUAAAACAAAAAAAUAACAGAUGAGUAAAAAAACAUGAGGAAUCUAAUCCACAAACACAUCAACAUGAAUUAAGGCAAUGAAUUCUGACAUUCAGUGGCACGCACUUUUGACCACCGAGACCUCUUUCCAUCUGCUACUAACCUGAGUCCUGGGUGAUCUGAUUAUAGCCGAAAGGGCUUUGGAAGCAUUUAAAGGAGCUCUGAUGUUCCCAUCAGAUUUGAGUGUAUUUUUGCUAAAUAUAACCCGAAAUCUGAGACACUUGUUAACUGAAAGUCAAAAAUACACAUUUUUAACAUACACUCUGGACUGUGACCAAAAGGAAGUAUAAAACUGGAACAUAUUAUUGCAAUGUAAAUAUGUCUUAAGCUUUGGAUUUGGCUUCCCGGUUUAAAGCUAGAGUUCAGAUAAAACCAAGAUGUGCCUGUAGGGUAUUUUACAUUCUCAAAAAAAAAAAGUGUGGUCUUGAAUGAAGAGUGAUAGUUUUAGGUGAAUGCGGUGUCAUUGCUCAGAGUAGAAGAGUCAAGCAUCUGCAGGAGUGAAUUUAAAAUGCAGUGAAGAGUUAGAUUGUGAUAUUUUGUUUUGUUUUGUUGAGAAACAAUAGUUGAAAUCUAUUCGGUACAUGUAGAUGUUGCUGAAGUAUUUAUAUUAAAAUUGGAACAGACUCAUAUAAGUUGUGCUUACUGUGUUCAAUCAUGCAGUACAAUAUGCAGUAUAAAAAUUCAGUGAUGUGGAACUCACCAUAGCUGUAAGUGUUGACUUAAAUAUACUGGAUGUAUCAUUAUAGCACAAAACUAGACCAAUAAACACUUCUUUCAUUCCCAUAUUAUUGUCCUUU
Molecule: messenger RNA, 2788 nt
Organism: Xiphias gladius (swordfish)
Lineage: Eukaryota; Metazoa; Chordata; Actinopteri; Istiophoriformes; Xiphiidae
Gene: hsdl1
Product: hydroxysteroid dehydrogenase like 1
Exons: 5
Coding region: 299-1273 (324 amino acids)
Cellular component (GO): mitochondrion
Source: RefSeq, a predicted model, not a curated record